GUGUACACGAUUAAAACCACUUGCUUGCGCCUUCGUCUGCGCAGGAUACAAUCGCGAAGGAUCGACGGAGGCAGCUGAUAUAUUACUGCGGAACCUCCGUGCAGGAUUUGCACUCACCUUAUUCCGCCAGCCGCUUUCAAUCCACGCACUUUGGAAAGCCGUUAUAAAUCGUCUGUCACGAGACGAAGAGAGUGCUGCAACCCAAGGAGAUGUAACACGAAAGUUGAACAGCAUGCAACAGAAAACUUCGUUGGAAUUACCACCAGGAGUCAGAAUUAAUGAACUGAAAGAUGCACGUCAUGCAGUAAUGGUGUGCUUACGGGAAAUCGAAAAAAUAAAGACGUUCUUAGAAGAUGAAAACUCCUGGUGGAAAAUUCUAAAAGGACGUUCUGUCAAUUGUUGUCAACAAAAGUUGCCACACCUGCAUGGAGUCUUAGAUGGAUCAUCAGUCACUUUAAUGUUGCUUGAGGAAGGCAACGAUGAGGUUCCACGUCGUUUUGUGACAUCAGUGCCGAAAGAAAAAAGCAAUGCCAUCGGUUCCAGAUUCGGGACUUCUUCAAGAGAAUUGAUGAAUGAAGCAGAGGGAACCGAGCAGUACACGAAUCAUCAAACAGACUACGCGGAUCCUUACACGAUUCCACAUUACAGUCUCGACAUGAAAUCAGCACUGAUUGAAGUUACGAGCCGCGAACCGAGUCAACGAUACGUUACAAGAACUGUUACGAGCGAACAGAGUAUUGAUGCUUCCGACAUUCGUAUAGAAGCGCAAGAAGAUAGAAAUGAUGAGCAGAUAAUGUCACAGAGACCGCAUAGAUCCAGAGAAACACGUGACAACGUACAGUAUGAGGAUAGAGAGAACAGGAUCGAUAGAUCAAAUAUUGUGUCACCGAGAGAAAUACGAUACGAUCAGAACGCCCAGAUGUUUGAAGAUGCACUACAGCCCCAAGAGACAUCAAAUACCGGAAGCAGAAAGCACAUCACAAACGACUUUGAAUCAAACGUCGAUUUAAACACGAAGAUUCCAUCUAGAAAUGUGUCAAGUCAUAAGCCAAGAACAAAGGCGAUCAUUGAAAAAAGCGUUGGUUGUUUUAAAAAAAGACUUCCGACGAAAAUCUCAAAGACCAGAAAUUAA
Messenger RNA from Vollenhovia emeryi, 1132 nucleotides. RefSeq names its product RNA polymerase-associated protein LEO1-like. Lineage: Eukaryota; Metazoa; Arthropoda; Insecta; Hymenoptera; Formicidae. The coding region runs from base 233 to 1132 and encodes 299 amino acids. The transcript is spliced from 7 exons. The record is from RefSeq and is a predicted model, not a curated record.